AUGGAAAACUGGUCGGUUGAUCAAGUCUGCAACUGGUUGAGACAGAAAAAUUUAGGAGAACUAGUUCCUAAGUUCCGUGAAGAAGAAGUAAAUGGAGCAGCUCUUCUGGCUCUUAAUGAUCGUAUGGUGCAACAGCUGGUGAAGAAGAUUGGGCACCAGGCAGUGCUGAUGGACCUGAUUAAUAAAUACAGGCAACAAAAAACUGGGCUAGAAUCCCUUACAUACUGUUGUGAAACAGCUUCUUCAAAAUCUCCAGAAGUAAUCAGUGGAAAAAAUCUGAAAUCAUUUUUUGCAAGAUACAAGACGUUGCAGUGGACAAGUUCGUAUGCUUUGCCAGAUUUCCCUUACGAUGUCAAGUGCAUAUUGACAGAAAAGAAAUGCCCUGAUCACAGUAUGAGGAUAAGGAUUAUUGAAUUUUUACAAGCAGACAUGACAAAAUACCUAGAAGGAUCACUGUAUCCAAACAGUCAGCAGUAUAACAUUGUUGUCAAUGCGCUGCUGCAGGCAUACCCGUUCCUUGAUGAAGAUGGGAACGGCUUUUUGUUAUGGAAACGGGCCCUUAAAGAUCGGUUCAAAUAUGUGCGGAGACCCAUUGAAGAUGAUGAGCAAGUCCUGAGGAACAAAUGCAAGUUUGGCCACAGGCGAGGACAGAGCAGGAAAUCUUCAUUUGCUGAAAACAAACCUGAUGACAUCCAGAUGCAGGUAGAGGAACAACCUGUUCGUCUUGAAGGCAGUGUGAUGGAUGCACAUAUUCAGUGGCUUAAGCAAGAAUAUAUGAAAACUCAGAGGAACUGGAAAGAAGUGGAUAACAGAAUGAAUGUGACAAUAGAAAUACGGAGGAAGAUGAUCAGUGAUAAGGCACCUUUAAAGGACAUUCUUAGACUAUUUCCAUUUUUAAGAUGCCCUUAUCAGAUUUUUAGGGAGUUCCAGCUUCUCACACAGAUGGACAUUUAUAAGAAAACAGUUGAGAUUUUGGAGAUUUAUUCAGAAAACAUAAUAUCUUUGUAUGUGGUGAGGAAUAAUCCAAUUAACAUUAUGCUGCAAGAAAAUCUGAAGUGGCACACAGAGGAAGAGAUUCUGAAAUAUAUGAAAAUGACUGCUGCGUGUUUACUCCUGCCAGAUGUCUUUGGAGAUGAUGCCAGUCUGUUCGCUGCAGUGAACGACGAGGUAAAGGCAGUGACACCAGUGUUGGAAGUAAAAAAUCCCUUCAAUGUGAAUUCAUGCGAGUUUGCGCUGUACAUAGAAAACGAAAUGCUAGCCCAGCUCGAUGACUGCACCAUGGCUCUGGCUGCACUGCUGGCUGCAUUUCAUGUGUUCGAUAUCCCGUGCCCAAAGAGAAUCCAGAGGACGCUCAACUUCCUGCAGUCCCUGGUCUUUGAGGUGAGGAGCCCAGCAUCCCUCCCCACCCAGGUAAAGAGAGGGCUGGGGGCACCUGAGUGUCCCAGUAUCUGA
Mesitornis unicolor (brown roatelo) is the source of this 1452-nucleotide messenger RNA. RefSeq names its product sterile alpha motif domain containing 3 (gene SAMD3). Gene Ontology annotation, molecular function: protein binding. The coding region runs from base 1 to 1452 and encodes 483 amino acids. NCBI's taxonomy places the organism in Eukaryota, Metazoa, Chordata, Aves, Mesitornithiformes, Mesitornithidae. The record is from RefSeq and is a predicted model, not a curated record. The transcript is spliced from 9 exons.